AUGAAGUUCCAGUAUCGACCCUCCGAGGCCAGGGGUGGGGCAGACCAUGGUUGGCUCAAGACGUUCCACACCUUUUCUUUCGCCGACUACUAUGACCCGCAAUUCCAAAACUUUGGGCACCUGAGAGUCAUCAACGAAGACCGUGUUGCUCCAGGACAAGGCUUCCCGACCCACCCUCACAGAGAGGCCGAAAUAUUCUCCUACAUCAUCAGCGGCCAGCUCUCCCACAAAGAUACCAUGGGCAACGUCGAAACCAUGUCCCGCGGCGACAUCCAAAUGACAUCCGGCGGCACCGGCAUCGCCCACUCUGAAUUCAACGCCCACCCCAUCCUCCCCACGCACUUUCUCCAAAUCUGGGCUCUCCCCCCCCAGCGAGGCUUGAAGCCUGCGUAUUAUACGAGACACUUUACGGAUGAGGAGAAGAAGGAUAAGCUGGUAAAGAUUGUAGCGCCGGUGGGAACGGAGGGGGUGGUGGAGGAGAGGGAGGUCAAGGGGACGACUCCGAUCCACUCUCCGGUAUACUUCUACGCCUCCCUCCUAUCCCCUUCCAAAUCCGUCACCCACACCCUCCUCCCUCCCGUCCUCAAACCCACAUCCCAAGACAAACUCAUCUACAUCCAGCUCGUCCAGUCAUCCGGCUACAACACCGGCGCCGCUAGUGUCAAGAACGGCGCUGCAGUCAAGGUUAUUGGUGGUGGGCAGGACCAGGUUAUCGGGGAGGGAGAUGGGGUGUUUAUAAGGGGCGGGCAAGUUGGGGAAGAGGUUGUGCUUGAGAAUGUGGGGCAGAAGGUUGGGGAGGUUGUGCUUUUUGAGAUGGACGCGUAG
This is a messenger RNA of Cryptococcus wingfieldii CBS 7118, 825 nucleotides long. RefSeq names its product pirin. The record is from RefSeq and is a predicted model, not a curated record. Lineage: Eukaryota; Fungi; Basidiomycota; Tremellomycetes; Tremellales; Cryptococcaceae. The coding region runs from base 1 to 825 and encodes 274 amino acids. The transcript has 5 exons.